UAGGUCAGUGGCAAGGUACGGAUCUGUCUAUGCUCAUGGACGACAUGGACGACUCGCGCCUAUUCAUGCAGUGGGCGGUGAGCACACUGCAGCAGCAGGAUCCAGGAGGAGCCGGCGGCGGCAGCGAGAAGAGCGCCGGCUUCCCGUGUCUCCAGGCGCUCCGCGAUUCCUCGGAGCUGACGGAAGCACAGAACAGUCUGAGCUCCGGCGACGACACCGGCGGCGGUGGAGGAAUCAUCACCCCAGCCCCCGAUUUGGCUGUGCACCAAGGCAGUUGGUCCAUGUCGUCCCCGACCUCGGGCGGGCCGUUCGCGCCCAGCAGCAUGAGCGGCACCAGCACCAGCAACGCCCUGUCCAUGAGCUGGGACUUCGGCGCUGCCUUGCCGCCGCAGCCGGUCAGCAGCGGUGGCGGGGGCACGCUGGCCGCCGGGGCGCCGCUUCGUUCCGGCGUGUCACAGCCGACGAGGAGGGCCUCCACAAAGAGCACGCCAUACGCGCAAGACCACAUCAUGGCGGAGCGGAAGCGCCGGGAGAAGAUCAACCAGCGCUUCAUCGAGCUCUCCGCCGUCAUUCCCGGCCUCAAGAAGAUGGACAAGGGGACGAUUCUUGCCGACGCGACCAGAUACGUGAAGGAGCUCCAAGAGAGGGUCAAGUACCUGGAGGCUGCCGGCGGCAACCGCAGGAGCGUUGAGACCGUGGUGCUCGUCAGGAAGCCACGGUGCCUCGUCACCCCGGACGGCGAGGCCUGUCCGGGGUUCUUCUCGGCAGCUGGGACGCCGGCAAUUGGGAGCCAGCUGCCGGAGAUCGAGGCAAAGCUCUCGGAGGACAACGUCAUGGUGAGGAUCCACUGUGAAAUAAAUGGAAAGGGUCUGCUCGCCAGGGUUCUUGCGGAGGUCGAGGAGCUCCACCUCCGCAUCGUCCACAACGAUGUGAUGCCGUUCACGGCGUCAACCGUGAUUAUUACCACCAUGGCAAAGGUGGAGGAGGGCUUUACCGUCAACACAGAGGAGAUAGUAGGAAGACUCAACUCUGCAUUGUACGAACAUAGCAGUGGCAACAACAAUUAUUAAGACUGGAGAAACAAGAACCUGAAAAGCCUAACUACGGCUUUGUAUAUAAUAUAGAAAUAAGGUCCAUGUAGAUCGUACGUACAUAUAUGCGUGCAACGACCAUUAAUUGAUGCAGCGGUCGGUGUUUUUUCUCCUUUCAGAAAAUGGGUGCAACAACCUGAUAUGGUUGUGGCUGAUUUGUCUCUCACUGUGCAUGGUUGGAUGCAUGAGAACUAUAUAUAGGCUACAAAAUGGAAGGUGUAUAUGCGAAGUUAUAACAAUCUAGAGGAUGGUGGUCAUUCAUUAUCAAGCCUUUUAGGGAACAAUUUUUAUAUAUGGAAGUUAAUAGGAAUCAAGCUUUUUCAUUGGUUCACUUCGCUAUGUUAUGGUCAUUAGAUCAUGGCUUCAGCCCUUACAACCCAAGUGAUUACAUACAAAUUGUAAAGUUGCAGCCCAUGCAUAGAAGAUCUCACACAAGUGUAGUCUCUUGCGAUAAUGGGCCGACAAGGGGGGCUCGAAGGGCGUGGUGAUGGUUUUUUUGACAGAUUGUUGUCCAUAAUCAUCUAUUAACCAUGAAUUUGAGUUUGUGCCACUUUGAAAAUAAAAAUGAAGCUAAGUAAGUGUACCCUUAUUAGUAAGUAUAUUGGCCAAAAAAGGAGGAGGAAAAGGCUUGGAUGCAUCAAUAUUGCAACUAGCCAUCCAAAACUUUUGGUCACCCCAAAUGUUAGAAGCAAUGUAAUAUAUCACUUUGGAUUAGGUAAUUGCCCAAGAAAAUUUCUAUUAUAAUAUAGUUUUUGGGACGGUACCACGACCAUUAUUUUCCAUGCAAACACACUAUUACAUAUUUAUAAUGUUUUUAUUCUAUUAAUUCUUCUGUAUAGAUAUCCAAAUGUAGAAAAUUAAACUGGAAAAAUCUUAAGAGGUCAUUAUCUUAGAUUAGAUCGAUACACCCCCUUCGAAAAAUUACAACUUUCUAUGCAAAUUGUGAUGGACAUUAAACUUACCCAUUAAUCAAGGUCAAGCCAAAGUCAAGUCGAUGAAAGUCCAAGCAAAUUGCACUGGUCAACAAUCCAAUAGAAACACAGAAAUAAAACAUAUAGCCAAGUAUCCAAUGGUAAAACCCUAGAAAAAGGAACCCGCUGGACAAUGUGUAAGUGCAUUUAGUGCCCUUUUGUGUAUUUCCGAUGAUUAAUGACAAAAGGUUAAGGGACUAAUGUGUUUGUGAGUAUACACAUGUGAAAGUCCUUGAGGAUUUGGUUUAACCAGUGGUUGAUGACCCCUAAAAAUGUUGUGAGAGCAUUGAAAAUUUUAAAAUUGCUAUUGAAGGACCGAAGUUUGUCAUGUAGCCUUUUGUUUACUAGUUUCUUUAUUAUUAAUUUGAGUCAUAGGGCAAACCAUACUAUUAAGAGCGCGAGGGGGGGGGGGUCCUCACUGAAGCAAGAUUGAAGUCUUUGUGUGUGCAUGGUUAGUCAUAACCUAUUUCUUCAACAA
Molecule: messenger RNA, 2540 nt
Organism: Aegilops tauschii subsp. strangulata
Lineage: Eukaryota; Viridiplantae; Streptophyta; Magnoliopsida; Poales; Poaceae
Product: transcription factor bHLH18-like
Molecular function (GO): protein dimerization activity
Source: RefSeq, a predicted model, not a curated record